GCCGAGGAGGAGUGGGAGAGGAGGAACAAGGUGCUGAACCACUUCAGCAUCAUGCAGCAGCGGCGCCUGCGGGACCAGGACGAGGAGGAGGAGGAGAAGGACAAGGGGAGGAAGGCUCCUGGCAAGGGCGGGGGGCUCCGGAUCCACGACCUGGAGGAGGAUCUGGAGCUGAGCUCCGAGGAGAGCGAGGGCAGCGAGGCCGAGGGGGAGAAGGCGGCGAGGCCGAAGGCGGCCGGGGGGAACGCGAGGAGGAGGAGGAAGAGGAAGGGCAGGAAAGGCUCCGAGGACGAGGCGCUGGAGGACAGCGACGACGGCGACUUCGAGGGCCAGGAGGUGGAUUACAUGUCCGACGGCUCCAGCAGCUCUGGCGAGGAAGACGCCGGCAAAGCCAAGGCGCCCAAGGAGGAGGAGGAAGGCCCGAAAGGCAUCGAUGAAGCGAGCGAGAGCAGCGAGGAGAGCGAGGAGGAGAAAGCGGAGGAGAAGGAGGAAGAGGAGGAGGGAAAAGCGACUCCCACGCCCCAGGAGAAGAAGAAAAAGAGAGAAAGCAGCGACGAGUCGCAGACGUCGGAGGAGAGCGACAUCGACAGCGAGACGUCGUCAGCGCUGUUCAUGGCGAAGAAGAAGACCCCCCCCAAACGGGAGCGCAGAGCCUCGGGCAGCAGCUCCAGGGGGGGCUCCCGGCCCGGGACCCCCACGGAUUUGGGGGGCACCGGGGGGACGCUUCGGGCUGCGGCUGCCAGGCUGGAGCAAGGCCGCCGGGCACCCGCAGGGGGCUCAGAACCCCCUCCCCAAAAACGCCUGAAGACAGAAGCCGGACCCCCGUCAGGAAAAUGCACCCCCCAGCCCCACUCCGGGAAAUCCACCCCGAGCAGCGGGGAGGUGCAGCUGACGGAGGAGGCCGUGCGCCGGUACCUGUCCCGAAAGCCCAUGACCACCAAGGACCUGCUGAAGAAGUUCCAGACCAAGCGCACGGGGCUGAGCAGCGACGCCACGGUGAACGCGCUGGCGCAGCUCCUGAAGCGCCUGGACCCCGAGCGCAAGCUCAUCGCCGACAAGAUGCACUUCUUCCUCAAAGAGUAGGGCGGGGAAAGGGGGGAAAUCCCCAUCCUGGAGGUGGCGGGGCGCGGAAAUCCGCGGGGAGACGCUCAGAAUGGGACAGGGAUCCGGGCGAAAUGUGUGGGGAGCCAGCUGAGAACCACGGGGAGACAGCCAGAGUGUACAGAAACUCAGCCAAAACCCAUGGAAAUCCACCCAAAAACCACGGGGAUCCACCCAAAAACUACAGAAACUCACCCAAAACCCACGGAAAUGCACCCAAAAACUACAGAAACUCACCCAAAACCCACGGAAAUCCACCCAAAAACCACAAGGGACCCCCCCAAAUCCCAUAGAAAUCCACCCGAAACCCACAGAGACCCCCUCAAAACCCACAGAGUCUCACCUAAAACCCACAGGGAUCCAUCCAAAACCCACGGAAAUCCACCCAAAAACCACGGAGAUCCACCCAAAAACUACGGAAACUCACCCAAAACCCACGGAAAUCCACCCAAAAACCACGGAGAUCCACCCAAACACCACAGAAACUCAGCCGAAACCCACAGUGACCCCCUCAAAACCCAGAGUCUCACCUAAAAUCCACAGGGAUCCAUCCAAAUCCCACAAAAAUUUACCCAAAACCCACAGGGAUCCACCCAAAAACCACGAAAAUCCACCCAAAAACCACAGGGAUCCCCCCAAAUCCCAUAGAAAUCCACCCAAACCCCACAGAAACUCAGCUGAAACCCACAGAGACCCCCUCAAAACCCACAGAGACCCACCCUAAAAUGCACGGAAAUUCACCCAAAACCCACAGGGAUCCACCCGAAAACCACAGGAACCCCAGAAUCUGUGGGGAGCCACCCAAAAUCCCACAGAAAUUCACCCAAAUCCCACAGGGAUCCACCUAAAAUCCACGGGGAUCCAUCCAAAUCCCACAGAAACCCACCCAAAUCCCACAGAAGCUCACCUGAAACCCACAGAGACCCCCCCCAAAACCCACGGGGACCCCCCCCAGUGCCACCCCGAAUUCCUUUCGAGGCUUCUCCAGGACCAGGAACCCCCGAAAAUCCCACGGGAUCUUCCCCAAAAUCCCGACCCACGGCUCCUCCUGCCCCCCGUCUGCGCCCCCCACAUUCCCCAAACUCAUCGCUCCUCCUCCCCCAGGAAUUUUUUUGGGGGCCCCUGGAAUUUCCCCCCUCCCCUCCUUUCCCAGUCCUGUUUUUGGGUCAGGAUCGGGAUUUUUUGCUAUUUUUAGCAUUUUUUUUUUUAUUCCCCCCCCAUUCCGUGCCAGGCCCACAAAUCCCCCACAGCGCUGGAAUGUUCCAUCCCUCCAAGGUGGGGGGGGCAGAAAUUCCAGGGCUCCCCCUCCCCCCCAAAUUAAUCCCACCCCCCCUUCUUCACCCCAAAACAACCCUGGGGGGGGCUGGAAGUAGUUUGGGGGGGGUCCCAGUUAUUUUUUGGGGGUGGGGGAGAAUGAAUUGAGACCCCCCAAACUUCCCCCAGGUGUUUUUCUGGGGGGGUCCCGGGGGUCUCAAACCCCUCUAAUUGAUAUUUGGGGGGGGGGUCCCUGAGGUCUUGACCCCUUCCGUUAUUGAUAUUUGAGGGGGGUCUUGGGGGUCUCAACCCCCUUUUAUUGAUAUUUGAGGAGGGGGGUCUUGGGGGUCUCAACCCCCUUUUAUUGAUAUUUGAGGGGGGGGGUCCCAGGGGUCUCAAUCCCCCCCUUGUUAUUUGGGGGGGGUCUCUCUCACAUCCCCAUGGCCUGGGGGAGUCCUGGGGGUCUUUGACCCACUCUUAUUGAUAUUUGGGGGGGGGGUCUCACCCAAUUUUCAGGAUCCCCACUUUCCCCCUCCCCAAAAUCCCCCCCCUGGAUGGGAUGAACUCAACUCCCCCUCCCCAAAAUCCC
This is a messenger RNA of Hirundo rustica (Barn swallow), 2941 nucleotides long. It is a transcript of the gene GTF2F1, whose product is annotated as general transcription factor IIF subunit 1. Lineage: Eukaryota; Metazoa; Chordata; Aves; Passeriformes; Hirundinidae. The transcript has 9 exons. Gene Ontology annotation, cellular component: transcription factor TFIIF complex; nucleus. The annotation marks the transcript as partial. The record is from RefSeq and is a predicted model, not a curated record. Gene Ontology annotation, molecular function: DNA binding; TFIIF-class transcription factor complex binding; RNA polymerase II general transcription initiation factor activity. Gene Ontology annotation, biological process: positive regulation of transcription elongation by RNA polymerase II; transcription initiation at RNA polymerase II promoter.